Patiria miniata (bat star) is the source of this 4952-nucleotide messenger RNA. RefSeq names its product serine/threonine-protein kinase unc-51-like. Gene Ontology annotation, molecular function: ATP binding; protein serine/threonine kinase activity. The record is from RefSeq and is a predicted model, not a curated record. Bases 389 to 3298 code for a protein of 969 amino acids. The transcript has 25 exons. Gene Ontology annotation, cellular component: autophagosome; cytoplasm. Lineage: Eukaryota; Metazoa; Echinodermata; Asteroidea; Valvatida; Asterinidae. Gene Ontology annotation, biological process: autophagy; positive regulation of autophagy; autophagosome organization.
GAUGUCGUGAUGUCAGAUCUGUAGUCCUGUAUAUUAUUUUCAGUCGAAUGAAAACAAACUGCAGUCAUUCGCGGACUUUGGAAUGUGAAUUUACCGCGAUAUUGCUUUUAUUCCAAAAAAGCUUUUGUCAUUGAAGUUUGAGCUGAAAUUCAAACGACGAUUAACCAGAACAGGAUGCUGUACGUUACAUUUCUUCAGCGGGAGUAUUGACUGAGUGUGGUGGGAAAAAAGAUGAUGUAAUUUUCCAAAACGUCAAGGGCUCAAACUGCACAAAGUGUGUGCUUUGUCUAUGGCGGGUUUUUGUGUUCGCCGGCUGCUUUGUUCGCGUUGUUAUGAUCGGUUCUUUUAGUCGAUUUUACCGCCCAGUUUUCCACUUCGGGAAGACAGGAUGGAGAGUGUUGGAGAUUUUGAGUACAGCAAGAAAGAUCUGAUCGGCCACGGGGCUUUUGCAGUUGUUUUUAGAGGGAGGAGAAAACAGAGAUCAGAGGAGACUGUGGCAAUCAAGUGCAUCAAUAAGAAGAAUCUGUCCAAGUCUCAGACCCUGCCAGAAAAAGAGAUUGAAAUCUUGAAGGAUCUUCAUCAUGAAAAUGUUGUGUCACUUCUUCAUUUCAAGGAAACGUCCACAUCAAUGUUCCUGGUCAUGGAGUAUUGCAACGGCGGUGACUUGGCAGACUACCUCCAUGUGAAAGGGACCCUGAGUGAAGAUACAAUACGAUUCUUCCUGAGGCAAAUAGCUGCAGCAAUGAUGGUUCUACAUAGCAAAGGCAUUAUCCACAGAGACCUGAAACCACAGAACCUGCUGCUCAGUCACCAGUCCAAGAAGACCCCGCCUCCAUCAGACAUCAGAAUCAAGAUCGCUGAUUUUGGGUUUGCCCGGAUUCUGGAGGAGGAUAUGAUGGCAGCAACGCUGUGUGGAUCUCCUCUAUACAUGGCACCAGAAGUCAUCAUGUCCCUGCAGUAUGAUGGCAAGGCUGACUUGUGGAGUCUGGGUACCAUCAUCUUCCAGUGUCUGACAGGGUCUGCGCCGUUCAAGGCCUCCAACCCUCAGGAGCUUAAGAAAUACUACCAGCGAGCCAAGCAUGUACUGCCUGAUAUUCCUCAGGGAACCUCAAAAGAAUUGAAAGAUCUUCUCAUCCGGCUUCUGAAACGAAACCAGAAAGACAGGAUAGAAUUUGAUGCAUUCUUCAGUCAUCCAUUUCUUGGAAAGAAAUCACAACCUACCUCAUCUGCCCCUAUGCCAGUACCCAGUCGGACCCGCAGCUUCUUAGCCGAUUCCCCCGAGCAACGCACCCUGUCGGUCUCCCCGCUGUCCGGCAACAUGCCCAUAUCCUCCCCCGAGGACCAGCCCCCAAGAAAGCAUCGGUCAUCGUCUUCCCAGAGCGACAACAGCCGUGGUGGCGCCGUUUCCAGCUCGCCGGACAAGUAUGGGACGGGGACGCCACAGAGUAUCAACUCCCUGGAUAACGAGAUCGUAGAAGGGGAUUUUGUGCUAGUUUCUCCACACUUUCAAUGUACAGGGUUUGAGCAGUCACCAAAAAGCAGGCGGCUGGAUCGCCAGAGAUCAGUCAGUGACCCUCCCCAAGACCCCAGGCGUAGCUCCCUCCCCUCCCCUCCUACCCCCGUGGCCAUGUUUACCACUCAAGCACCGGGGGCUUGCUCGCCGACAAACGGAAGCCAGUCUCCAAACGAGAGGCCCACCAGUCUUCCCAUAGCCACGGGAUCCUCUGGCCGGUCCAGCUUGAGUCCCAGUCGCCAUCAUCCCCCGGGCAUCAAGACCACACCCCCUGCCUCCACUCCCAGCCCUCACAGUGCAAUAAGUCCAUCCAGAACCUCCCCACAGGGUGUUCAUCAACUCCAGUUUGGCAAGUUGCCAAGUCCGGUGGCAGCGGUGGGAUUGACCUCACCAAGCAGUCUCCCCUCAUCAGGAUCACCAGGUGGAGGUGUCAUCCACAGAAUCUCCAGUCGCCCCCAGGCCUCCCCGUCACCGCCCCUCUUCAGGUUCCCCACGGGGAGCUCCAACUCCCCACCACAGAUAGAAGCGGGGGCCACGGCUCAUCAUAAGUGGUCCCCGCCCACCAUGAAGCACCCCGGGUCCGGCUCACCCGCCAGGAGGAAAUUGUCCUCACCGGCAAGAAUAUCCCCUCUGGCUUUCAACAACCCAACUGCCCUCCCAACGAUAAUGGGAUCGCCCACCAAGAGAGGGGACAAGGUAUCGUCGCCCAUGAGGACAGAAGACAUCAUUUUAGAAGGGCCUCUCAGCGCCCCCUUCGCCAGACCCCAGCGCACCAAGACCUUUUCUGGUGCCAUCGCUGGCUACGAUGGGGAGGACUGUUCCCCUAGGGAGACGGCCCUCUUCCCCCGCAGUGCUAGCUCCAGCAGGCUGGACCAGUACUCACUCAAGGCUGCCUUUGAGAGCCUGGGCAAAUCCCCCGCGGGGAGCAUCGAGGGACUUGCAGCUGCGCUUGCCACCAGCCCGCCCACCAGUGCCAAGUUCUACAUCGGCAGCACGUCGCGUCGCAACUCAGCCCUGAUGUCGGAGGGCUCCCCCAACAGUCAGAGUUCCAUCACCUACGCGGCGUCACCGCCCAACAUGAUGGGACCCAUCAUGUUUGUUGCCCCUGAACUGCCAGAAGAAACACUCCUAGAGCCUGAGCAUAACGAAACAGUGGAACGCCUUACCACCAUCCUGCACAUAGUAGACGCCAUCAUUGAGGUGGCCCAGCAGCGCAGCGACCCGUUGGCUGAGUCUAUCUAUGGUGGGGACAUUGACAUUGGUACGGGGGAGCAGGUGUGCUUCGUCAGCGAAGGCUACAGGAGGGCAGAGCAGGUGGUGUUGUAUGCCCGAGGGUUGGAGCUUCUGUCUGCCGCCCUGGAAAUGGCUAAAACGGAAAUCCUGGCCCAGAGACUGAAACCCUCAAAUGCAGUACGCAAUGUUGUCACGGCGCUGAAUGACCGGUACCACCAAUGCCUCGGCCGGUGCCGCAGCCUGUACGACAGGAACAUGAGCCGGGCUCGGGACGUGGAGAGAGACCGGUCCCUGAUCACCGCCGACAAACUCAUGUACAACUACGCAGUGGAGCUGUGUCAGAGUACCGGGCUGGACGAGUUGUUUGGCAACCCGCAGGAGUGUGCAAGUCGUUACCACACUGCCCAGUGGCUACUGCAUGGGCUGUGCCUCCAGGCGACAUCAGACAAUGAUAGGGAACUACUUUUGAAAUACAAACUGUUACUCGAUCAAAGAAUCCUACAUCUGGAGAAGCAGCCCAGCCCUGCACUGGCCUCACUAGCCACAUCAUGAGGCAACCAAGAAGGGGGACAAGGGAACUUGGACGAAGAAAACUAGCAGUCCAGAAAACACCAAUCCUAAACAAGAUCCGGGAUCAGACGGAGUGACUGUUCAUCUGUUGCUUAAUUGCUCCAGAUGCUUUUAUAAAUUAUCUUCGAGCUGCCGAGGAGAAGAACAACAAACGCCUAGCAAAGGUUACUUGCUUUAGCAAAAGUCAGCUUACUUUGUUACUUGCUUCAGCAAAAGUCAGCUUACUUGGUUACUUGCUUCAGGUUACUUGCUUAAGCAAAAUUUGGUUUUAAGCGCCGAAUUGUAUUUUGCAGUUUUUGCUGGUUACCCAAGUUAUGCUGAGCAAAAAUCUGUUUUCAUGUUGAGCAGAUUUCUGUGCUUGUGGAAAACCAAUGUGGAAGUAAUGAUCAAAACUGAAAUUGGUGCUGUUUUUUUUUCCAUCUGGCUAACGUGUUUAUGUUAUACAUGUAGAGAGCUCAGCUGUGAGGGACGCGCCCUUUGCGCAGUGUGGUUCAUGCGUAUGCGCUUUGUCUAAUGCGGGCAAGUUAAGCCACGAUGGCCUUGGUGAAAGGCUAGCGUUGUCGGCAAUGCUUAUGAAUGCCCCUCUCAGUGGUUUCCCGCCAACACUGCUUUUGGAACCGUUGAAGGGGUGUUUGUGCAUGUAGUCCACACCAAUAAUACUUGUGCAUUGGUUCGGGUUGACCAGGCCAAACUGACCCGAAACGUUAUAGGUAUAAACCGAGUUCCAUCAACCAGAUUUUGGUUUAUUUCGGGGUUUUCCAAAAUGGCUUAACCAACUCGAACAUUGCAUAACCGAAACAGACCCGAUCCAACUGAAAUGAUGAGCAAACCGACCCAACCCGACCCGAAGUCGGUUUCGGGUCGGGUAGGUUUCGGUUUGAGGUCCGUUUUGCACAAUAUUAAUAUAUGCCAAUGCUGCUAUGGACUUUAGUCUUGAGUCGGCCAUAUUGAAUAGAAAGCAAGGUGAAGUCUUCAUUUUUCUGAAUUUGCGAGUAGAAAUGAAAGCAAUAAAAUACCAGUUCGUUAUGAAUUAAUACCAGUCUGCCCUGAUGAAUAAUUAAAAAUUUGUGAUUAAACAUACCCUAAUGUUUUAAAAGCCACAUUUAAAACAAAAUUUAAAAAGGAAGGUAUGUUUUCCUCCAAGUAGACAGGUUUACGUUGUACUUGUUUUCAUCGUGGAAUAUUCAUUUUGGCAGUUUCUUGAAUUCAGUAGAGGUGCUUGAUGACAUUAACACAAAUAAUUAUCUGAUUAGAAUAGUCAGUUACUUGAAACGAGCUUCCCAAAACAAAUUGUGUGUACAAAUAUAGUUUGGUGUUGCCAAAAAAAAGUUUGUUACGGGUCGUAACAAACUCUAGACCAUUAGAUUCCAAACUACUAGUAAUGUAUCUUUUUGAGCUACUUUGCUAACACAUAAUACAGAAGAGGAUUUGAACCUCCGAUCUUUGAAGUAAGAUUUGGAUGUGUAUCUCUGUGUAGAUUAAUUCUUGAAUGAUUGCACAUUCCUAAGGAGGAGUGAUGCCAACUCAUUGGAGUUUGAACCUGUGUGACUGUUAAAGGUGCAGUCCAUCAUUUGUAAUUUGUGCAUUUUGUUCGUUUGAAGCAAGAAAGGUGCUCAAAAUCUAAAGAAGGGUGCUG